GCUCCAGCCCCCCCCGCGCCGGCAGCUGCCAAAAAUAGCGCUGCGGGAGGGGGGGACCCUCCCCAUCACCUCCCGCUCCCCCCGCCGCACCGGCGGCAGGCCGGGAUGGCGGCCACGGGCCGCUGCCCCCGACAGCCCCAUCCCCGGGGCCGCGGGAACCGCGACGAGGGAGCCCACGCUCCGGUUGGCACGUGAGCGAGUGCCGCCCCCGUCCCCCGUGCGCCCGGCCAUGCCCAGCGCCGCGGUACCACCGGGGGCGCUCCCCAUGAUCCCGGCCGAGGGCUCGGCGCUGCUCCGCGCCGUCUCCCAAGGGAAAUUCCGCCUGACCCGCCUGCUGCUCGAAGGGGGAGCCUACAUCAACGAGGGCAACGCGGCGGGCACCACGCCGCUGAUGGCAGCGUGCCGGGCCGGCUACGCCGAACCUCCCGAGCAGCCGCGGAUGGUUCAGUACCUGCUGGAGAACGGCGCCGACCCCAACAUCCCCGACAAAGCCGGCAAAACCGCGCUGAUGCACGCCUGUGCCGAGCGAGCCGGCCCCGCCGUGGUGGCCACUUUGCUGGCGCACGGUGCCGACCCCAGCGCCCGCGAUUACGGCGGGGGCUCGGCGCUGGUUUACGCCUUGGAGCGAGGGGACCGGGAGACGCUGCAGGUGCUGCUGGACGCGUGUCGGGAGCGAGGGCGCGAUGUCAUCAUCAUCACCUCGGCCACGUCGCCCCGGGGCACCAAGACCACCCGGCAGUACCUGAACUCGCCGCCCUCGCCCGCUCUGUGCGCGUCCCCGUCGCAGGUGCAGGUGCGGGCGGCGGCGGCGGCGUCGCCCGGGGCCGGCGGGAGGGAUGAGGAGCGCGAUGUGUUCCGCUUCCCUCCCGCCGCUCCCGCAGCUCCAGAACCAUCCCGGGCCGGGCCCAAGCGGCAGCUGAAGAGGCUGAACUCGGAGCCGUGGGGGUUGGCGGUGGAGGGGAUGCGGGGGGGACACUCGGAGGGAAGCGGGGAGGGGACGCAGGGACCCCCAGAGGGAGCGCGGAGAGCUUUAGAUGAGAUAUGGGGACCCCCGGAGGGGACACGGGGACCCUCGGAAGGGUCGUGGGGUUCUCCUGAGGGGUCCUUAGAAGGGACAUCAGCCCCCCCGGAGCAGCUGGCAGCAGGGCUGGAGGGGCUGCGGCUGCGCCCUCGCCGGCACAGCGUGGAGGGCCGCGAGGUCUCGGGGCUGCCAGGAGCCACCUGGGCAGAACGGGUGCCCCCCGUGCCCACCCCGGCGCGUUGGGUUCCCCCCGAUCCUCCACGGGGCAAACCCCUACGGCGCGAUCUCCCCAGCGCCGAGCUCGGCACCGCUGCCGGGCCGCUGCGGAACCCGGCGGGGCUGCUGGAGCGCCGCGGCUCGAACGUUCCCCGCGGAGCCUCCGGGCAGGGCGGGGCUGCUGCCGCCGCUGCCGCCCCGAGCGCUGCUCCGCCGCCACUCCAUGCAGCCCGAGGGUCUGGCAUUAAAGGCCCCAGCGUAGCUCAGUGGCUGUGA
Molecule: messenger RNA, 1513 nt
Organism: Camarhynchus parvulus
Lineage: Eukaryota; Metazoa; Chordata; Aves; Passeriformes; Thraupidae
Gene: ANKRD34A
Product: ankyrin repeat domain 34A
Exons: 3
Coding region: 230-1513 (427 amino acids)
Molecular function (GO): protein binding
Source: RefSeq, a predicted model, not a curated record